AUGCUGCUAAAGUUGGCGCUCGGAAGGGGUGAGGUGGGUUCUCCGCUCCAUCCCACCGCUGUCACCAAUGCAGCGACCGAAGGUGUUGAGGACAGCACACAUGGGGUAGUGGAAAGCACGGAAGGUAAUUCCUGACCAACACCGGACUGAAAAGGAUUGUCAAGUCAGUUUAAGUUAGUUUAUUUAAGGAAUGACGUUCUUGUCCUUGAUUUCUUUCUCAUAACCAAAAACAUCAAUAGAAUCAAUUGUUACGGCAGUACUUCUGGAAAUAUAAAGGCUAUCGGUAUGCGUGGGUCAGGUGCGACCUAACGCUACUGGUACAAUCGUAAAUUUAUAUACAGUUUUGUCUCUGCAAAUGAGUGCCUAGUCUACACUUAAAGGAUUCAGUAGUUUUGGAAAGGACCACCGCGUCAUGGAAUUCAUUCCAUGCUCCAACGACCCUCCAAGAGAAGGCGUUCUGUCGAACGUCCGUAUAGACCGACGUUUUCCGUGGUUUAAAUGGAUGACCACACAGGCAGUCCGUCCCAGCCAAUUCAAAGAAGAUGUCAAAGUCUAGGGCAUACUCGCGACCUUUGAAUGCGGUAAGUUUGAAUGAGGUCGACAUGCAGUUGCCUGUAAUUGAGAAGAAACAGCUGCAGUUCAGCAAUCUAGUGUUUUUGGGCCGAAGGGGCUUAAUUAACCUGUAGGAUAGUAUGUCACAGAAGGAAAUGGCCCAUUAACCCCUAUCGGUCAGCAACAUCCCAACUCCAGAUGAUGUAGCAGCCGAGAAUUAAAUCGGGGUCCAAUGUGUCAUUUUGCACUUAAGUAAAAGAUUUUUAUUGUAAAGGAAGCCUAUACUAGCUGCUGAGAAGAAGCGAAACAGAAUACUGCAUAUGCUGUAAAUGAAGGUCAUUACCUAGCAGUGCAAAACAUUGAACUGAACUUUUAGCUUUAACCGUAACAGCAAAUAAAUAGAUAAAUUGUUUUAUUUAGCUCCUACGCAGGUGCUUCUCAUGGCAACAUUUAAAACACAAACAUAAUCGUCGGCAUGUGAAAGUAGAGGCAAGAAGUGCAGUGCGGCAGUUUUUGUUUAUUUUUUCAUAAAUGUGUGCGACGAUGUAGUUGCCCCCUGAUCUUCCGAACAACGCUAUUUAACCAUUUUAACCGCCAGGACUUUUUGCCUAUUCUACAGGGCUAGGUAUUGGUUGGUAAGGUGUGGUGCAGGACUAAAAUUAAUGACUUCCCUAUGCAUCAUAUGGCCCUCGACUUAUGCUGUGGUAGAACAUGUUACGAAAUGCCCCAUGGCUUGCUUCGGCAAAAAACACACACCACUGACUAGCUGUCAAUAGAAAGUUCUGAUUACUUAUCAGAUUUCGUGGCGGAAAGUGGGCAGUUCGUUUGCGCAGUCAUUGACGUAUACGAGGAACAGUGUAGGGCCAAUAACUGAGCCUUGGGGAACACCACUCCUAACGGCAACCUCGGCAGAUUGCUGGUCACUGACGUGGACGGCUUGAGAGCGGCCGAUUAAAAAGCUCCGAAUCCACAUCAGCGCUUUUUAAUCGGGUGCUCUCAAGCCGUCCACGUCAGUGACCAGCAAUCUGCCGAGGUUGCCAUUAGGAGUGGUGUUCCCCAAGGCUCUGUUCUUGUCCCUACACUGUUCCUCGUAUACGUCAAUGACUGCACAAACGAACUGAACUGCGAUGUCGUAAUGUUUGCCGAUGACAUAAAGAUCUGGAGUACCAUAAGAAGCGAAGUUGACGAGGCGCGACUGCAUACAAAUCUGGACCACCUUGAGCAAUGGUCGAAAGAGUGGCUUCUAACGUUCAACGUAAACAAGUGUAAUUUCCUACGCGUCGGCAGAACCAGUUCUUCUAACCACACAGUCCACCGUCUGACUGGCAAACCACUGCAAGAAGUCGACGCCCAGAAGGACUUGGGUGUAUGGAUCACAACCUCGCUUAAGCCUUCGCUGCAAUGUUCAAAGGUGGCCAAGUCGGCGAUGUCCAUUCUAUACCUCGUCAAACGGGCAUUCUCCUACUUUGAUGAAGACUGCUUCGCCAAGGUUUUUCAAACCUUCGUGAGACCGCAUCUGAAGUUUGCUAUCCGAGCAUGGAGACAUUGGACCGCUAAAGACUUCGGCAUAUUUUGAAAAGUUCAACGGCGAGCAACGAAACUUGUAUCUGGGCAGUGAUCACUACCCUACGAAACACGAUUAGCUAAUCUUGACCUCUUUCCUUUGAGUUACAGACAGCUACGUGGGGACCUGAUACAAGUUUUCCGCAUCUUGCGCAAUCAGGGCUGCUGCCUCGCACCAGGAGACUUCUUCGAUUUGGCGACCACGACUAACCGGAGAAGCCAUCCACUCAAACUGCGUGUGGCUGGUGCCCGGCUAGACACACGAAAGUUCUUCUUCGCCAACAGAGUGGUUGCAGCUUGGAAUGCCUUGCCUGAGAAUGUUGUUAUGUCGGGAUCCGUAGAUACUUUUAAACGGAGGCUAGAUCACUAUUGGAGCGCCAACCACAAUAACGGCGGUCUACCGCCACCUUGAUAGCCAACAUAGACAAAUUAGUGUUACGAAGAUGCUACUACCAACAUUUAAGUAACAUAUGUUUAUGUAAUUUACUAGUUUUGUCUACGUCGCACACCCCUGCUCGCAUUCACCACGAUGCCUGUAGACUAAACAAUUUUACUUCUUUUCCCGUAUCUUAAGUGUGCUUCAACUGUCCGCUGUAUUUAAUCAGCAAAGCAAGUUAAUGUGCCUCUAAAUUCUGUUAACGCAUGACAUUCUGUGUUCAUCUGUACAGUUUUUGCUAUUCCCCUCGCACUUCUUUCAUGUUACUUCCUUUCCAUUUCCUCCAUAUAUAUCCUCUGCAUGUAACCAAUAGGGAUUUCAAAGGUACACAGCUAUUUUCCCUGAAAUAUACUGAUACUGAUACUGAAUAAUUCUUUGGUUUUAUUCUGACUGGUAUGACGGCCAGGGAAAUUUAUCGGUUAGAUAUGCUUAUGUAGCCUUACCUGAAGUAAACAAAUUCCUACCACCUGUAAUACGGGGCCGGCGGUAAUAGGAGAUUUUACAAGUGGGGCCGGGGAACGCACAGGCGACGAGGUCAAGUAACUGCAUGUAGGAGGAAAGCUAUCGGGAAUGCGCGGUUGUACUUUGAAUGGUUGAUAAAUAGUUGCCCUAACCCCGACCCCUAACCCUAAACCUAAACCCCUAACUCCAACCCCAGCAGUAUUGUGCCCAUUAUGUGAAACUGCAUAACCACAUCUUACCGAUUUACCAAUUAUCUAUUGCUGGAUUUCAUAGUCCAAACGUUAACUAUAUUCACGAUGUAAGGUAAAAGACUAGCAACCGAACAUUUUAUUGUGGUAUUUCUAUUUGCCGAAGGUAGGGUAGAAUUAAAGUAGCCUCGAAGUAUAAAAAGACUGAAAGGAUGCUAAUGAAUUUAUCCCGAAUUAGUUGGGCACCAGUUUUUGAACUUCAGAAACCUACAACUUAGGCGUGAAGCCUUUCAAUAAGUGAAUAAACGCAUCGGCUUGUAUCGUGCAUCAAACUGGAGGAGAGGUAGAUGAUGAUGAUGAUGAUGAUGAUGAUGAUGAUGAUGAUGAUGAGGAAGAAGAAGGAGAAGAAGAAGAAGAAGAAGAAGAAGAAGAAGAAGAAGAAGAAGAAGAAGAAGAAGAAGAAGAAGAAGAAGAAGAGGAAGAAUACAUGCUUCUUUGGCCGGGCGGCAUGAAUUCUACCUCUAAAUUGAUGAGUAAAUCGCAAAAGUGA
Molecule: messenger RNA, 3751 nt
Organism: Spirometra erinaceieuropaei
Lineage: Eukaryota; Metazoa; Platyhelminthes; Cestoda; Diphyllobothriidea; Diphyllobothriidae
Source: the annotation of a GenBank genome assembly